UGUGCACAGGUGAACCGCCAGUGCCAUACACGAAGGCAGGUGUAUGCCACCUACGCGUGCGCGCAAUACGUGUGGUAAUAUAUUAACAGACGUUCAGGUAAAGUGCAUAGCAAAGUUGAGUGGACUGGGCCCAGCCUUUCUGAAGUGUUUCACUUUGUGUUCAGUUUUCAAGGUUUUUAGUUAAACUUUUGGGGUUUUUCACCAGCGUCUCGUCGAGUGGAGAGCUUCUUGGAUGUGUAGUUCGUGUGCUCGUCCCUCUAAUCGCUGACUUUCAUCCUUUUCUGACUGCCAUACCUGUGGAGGAAGCAUCUUGUUUGGCCUAAUUUCCGUGCGAACUUCGGGAGCUGUCUUAAAGUGUUCCCCACGUUGGUAACAUUAACACGUACGGCGGUUGAGCGUAACUCAGCGUGCGUUGACGAGCUGGUCAUGGGGCGCUCGGUGAGAAAUCUCUUGCGGCAGGUGCCAGUGUUGGCCGCUGUGCUGGCGUUGGCGUGGGGACAGAACCUGGACACCCAGUGGCCGGUCAUUCACACGGGGCCAGAGGGGAGCAUGUUCGGCUACACUGUGGAGUUGCACAGGGACGGUGACACCGACUGGCUGCUCGUGGGCGCACCCAAAGCACAGACUCCACAACCUGAUGUCGUCGAAGGGGGUGCCGUCUAUAAAUGCCCCGUCCAUCCACCAAGAAGUCCUGGGAAUUGUGAACAAAUACCCUUUGACUUAACAGGUCACACUGUCGAUGACAGAGGAGGACAGAUUGCUGACAAAUCGCACCAGUGGUUUGGCGCAUCGCUGAAAAGCGCCGGCCCGGAUGGCCGGGUAGUGGCAUGUGCUCCCCGGUACACGUGGUUCUACACUGCAGAUAUGAAGGAUGACGAGCGGGAACCGGUCGGCCACUGCUACGUCAGCGACGGCCAUUUCUCCAACAUCGUUGAUUUCUCGCCGUGUGAGACAAAUGACAUUAAACUCUGGGGAUUCAAAGGUGUGACGCAUUGUCAAGCAGGCUUCAGUGCUGAAAUUACCAAAGAUACUCUCGUUAUGGGAGCUGCUGGAAGUUUCUAUUUACAAGGUCAAAUUUACGUCCAGAACCUCACAUCGAAUGCUGCGCCGUUGGCCACACCGGAGUUGGACCCGAAGUUCGAUGACAGCUACAGCGGCUUUGCUGUGGCACUGGGUGAUUUCACCGGUGACGGCCAACCCGAGUAUGUCGUGGGAGCACCGAGGGGAAAUUAUCUGACAGGCAAAGUCACCAUCUUUGACAAGGACUUGCAACCCCUUGCAGAAUUGCAAGGGGAGCAGAUUGCCUCAUACUUUGGCUAUGCAGUGGUCGCUGAAGACGUCAAUAAUGACGGGUUGGAUGAUGUCAUCGUUGGAGCACCCAUGUUCUCUGACAGGCGGACAACGGUUGAGAAAUGGGAGGCAGGGAGGGUGUACAUUUACUACCAAAAUGCAGAUCAUAGUUUUUCUGAACCAAGUACUAUCACCGGUGAGAUGAUAAGGUCACGGCUGGGGUCAUCCAUCACGUCGUUAGGAGAUGUCAACCAGGACAGUUACAAUGACGUAGCCAUCGGGGCACCAUACCAGGGUGACAACCAGGAAGGUGUGGUAUUCAUCCACCUUGGGACACCAGACGGACUGCGGCUCAGGAGCACGCAGGUUUUGAGAGCAGCUGAUUUCAACCUUCAGAAUGUGACAACAUUUGGCUACGCUUUGUCUGGAGGGCUGGACAUGGACAAAAAUAAGUACCCAGAUCUGUUAAUUGGAGCCCAGAACUCAGAUUUAGCAGUACUCGUACGAUCUCGUCCAGUUAUUUUGUUAAAAGCUUUUCUCUCUGUUUCACCGGAGGGAAUCAACUUGGAGAACAAGACUCACUUACUGCCUGAUGGGAGUCUAGCAACAAGUUUUGAGAUUACAUCCUGUUUAACGUACAAAGGCAAACACAUUCCAGACACUGCACAAAUACAGUACAAGCUGUCCCUGGACUCCUUGAAGAUGGUCAACCCGAGGGCGCUCUUUGCUGAUGGCUCAGCCCCGGGAACCAACCAGGACAUCACCAAAAUGGAGCUGACCAAGAACACCGAAUGGUGCCGAGAAAACCUAGCAUAUGUCAAGGCGGGCAUCAGGGAUAAACUUCGUCCAAUCUCUAUCAACCUGGAGUACAGCUUGAACGACGAGGAUGCCGUCUUCGCUCCCUACGAGCUGCAGCCUUUCCUGAGUGCGGAAUCCUCCUCUGUCACCAUGGAGCAGGUGUACAUCAACAACAACUGCGAGGACAACAUUUGUGUCCCCGACUUGGACGUGAAAGCAUCCACGUCUACCAGUGAUUUGGUGAUUGGCAGUAGCGACUCCAUCAUCCUGGACAUCGAAAUACUGAACCGGGGAGAGGAUGCCUUCCUAGCAACCUUGAGGGUCGUCGUGCCGACAGGGUUGCAGUUUGUGCGCGUCCAACGAAAGGAAAGCGAUUUUUCGAUCACUUGCAGCGAUGAUACAGAAGUGGAUACCAUCAUCUGCGAUGUUGGUAACCCACUCAUCGGUGGGACCAAGGCCGAUUUUGGUCUCAAGUUCUCCAGCUUCCAACUGAUCGGGGACACGUCAUCCGUCACGUUUGCUCUGUCGGCCAUGAGUGAAAACUUGGAGGCAUCCCCAGAUAAGUUGAUCAACAACUACCUGAACAUCACGGUGGGAGUCAAAGCAAAAGUAGAUGUGGUGCUACUGGGGCGCUCCAUACCAGCGCAGGUGGCCUUCACGCCCGACGGCAUCGACAAUCCCGAGAUCAUCAAGGAUAGCGAAGCAGGUCCUCUCGUCGUUCACGUCUAUGAGGUAAGCAACGCAGGACCCAGCAAUGCCGGCCGGACUUCCUUCGAUGUCUCCUGGCCGAUGCGGGACGAGGACGGCGACUUCUUGCUGUAUCUGAUCCGGGUGGAGCCCAGCUUGGGCAGUCGCUGCAAUGUCCAGGGGGCCGUCAACCCGCUGAACCUCACGAUCGAAGAAGACACCCAAGCUGGUGGUAACGAGAGUGUGAGCAGCACCCGUGACGUGGAGGCAGACCGGAAGCGACGCCAGGCAGAGCAGCCGGAGCAGCAAAUAGGUAAGGCGGACUGCUCCACGGGCAACUGCCUGUCCAUCAGCUGCUCCAUCCAGGAGCUGAAGAGCGGGGAGAGCGAGGUCAUCAAGUUUGUGGCCCGGCUGUGGAACAACACCCUGAUCGAGACGGACUAUGACCGGUUUGAGAUUUCCUCCCGUGGUGUUGCCAGAGUGCUGGACCUUCCCUAUGCCAUACCCCCACCAGAGCUCCCCCAAGUCAUGAUGGAGGUCUCCACCAUAGCGAGCCCAGAUGAGCCGGUCGUGAAGAGGGUUCCCAGCUGGAUAAUCAUUCUCGCGGUGCUAGGGGGCCUCCUGCUCCUAUUGCUGGUCAUCCUGAUUCUCUGGAAGUGCGGCUUCUUCAAAAGGAAAAAGUACAGCCCAGUGGACAGUGACGAGAAGAGAGCUGAUUUAUGAUGAGGCUGAGUGGACUAGGAAGGGCUUAGACAACUCUAUUUUCUGAAUUUUGAUGCAUUUAUAAAACCAAAAAAGUACACAUUUUCACGCAUGCCUUAUGUAAGUUGUCUCAAAAAGCUUUUUCCAAAUUCUGACAUUGGGUGCAGUUAGCUUGUUUUUCUUUCUUUCUUUCUUUUGUGACCCUGUGAGUGAACAGUUCUUUUUAGCCUGAAGGAAAUACUGUUUGUGUUUGUAGAGGACAGUUUUUGAUGUGCAAAACAUCUUGACGGUUCUUUGAUAUACCGUCUAAAGUUGAGCCGUGUCCAACAGGGUCUUUUGUGUCUGUGGCUUUAACUUGUAUGAUAUUGGUAUGAUGUGGCAAAGAGCCAUAAGCCAUCAGACAACACUGGCAGUGCCUACUUUUCAGGCUCGCAGCUUCACUUCCGUGCAAACAGUGAUAACUUUGGGUGACCUCUGAGUUUUACGGCAUCCUUGUGAAUUUUGUACUUUUCGCUGUUCUAGUCUGUGUCACAUUUGCCGUUCGUGUUUGUCAGAAGUUUUCAAAAUCCGUCUUUUAAUGUAAUUUGCCUUUACGGAAAAAAAAAGGGUCUUCCACUUGCACGGUUUUACUUCCUUGUCAGUACUGCAGAAUUCCUUUGGGAACAUGGUGUUGAGGUUUCUAAGAGAGCGGUUUUUGGUUAGCUUUGAGCACUUUGCCUAACUCUUGGCCUCAAAAAGUGCUGUAAAGAUUUUGCCCAUUGUAUUCAGUUCCAAAAGUGUGCGAGCUAGCUUUAGGAGGGGAAAACUUAUGUUAGUGUGAGUGUGGGUGAGAGAGAGAGAGAGAGAUACCGUGUGACGAACUGCGUGACAAAUGGGGUGAGAGAUGAGUGAAAAUGACGGGAGAAACGUUUGUUAUAUUUUGUAUACCAGCAGUUUUGUAUGUGUGAAGUUAGCACACAUUAGAUAUUUGUUCUCAAUUUCUCUUAAAUGCUCACUGUUAUUUCACUUUCAAAGGUUCAUUUUUAGCCAGGUGUUUUAUUGUUUGGAUGUAAAAAAUUGCUUCAUUUCUGAAUAGAACUGCAUUUACAGUUUUUUUUGGGGGGGGGGUUAUGCCGUAUUCUGACAAAAUAGCUGGGUAUGAUCCGUAGAGCUGUGGUAACUAGAAGGCUAACUCCCUUACUCCCCAUGCAAAUUAGAAAGCUUUCCCAACGCAGAUUUUUUGCUUUAUUUCAUGGUGUUCCUCUUUCAGUGUAGACAGUUCCAUUCCACCGGACUUUAAGCAUGGAAUGGAACAUUCCAUUUGUCAAAUCGUGAAAAUUGCCUUUACCACUGCAAUCAUAAACAUUGCCUACGAGCACAAUGGCCAAAACCAUCUGCAGCGUGCACACGCAGGCAUGUCUGGCCAGAGGAGCGCCAAUGCUUGUUUGCAGAUCUAGCAGUCCUAUUUUUUUGGCUUGUUGACUCAAAAUGACAGAGUAUGAAUUUGUUGUAGGAGACGUGCUGAUAGACCAGAAAUGUGCUCAUAUGUUUGUACUCAACAUUUUGGAGUGUGUUUUGUUUUUGUAAGUACUUCUAAUUGUAACUCGCAUUUCAUGGUGUGCAUUUGUGGGUAGUUAUUAAUAAGUUGUGAUUUCUAUUAAUAUUCAAAACAAUUGUUAUAUUCCCGAGUAGUCGCAUAUACUGUUUUCACUUAGCUCAUUUUUUUUGUUUCGUGGCAAUGUAUAUUUCAAGCUCUAAUCAGGUCAUUUCAUUUAUCAGGGCUUCUAUUCAAAGGUUGAAGUUUGUACCAUUUGUAGUUAUUAAGCUGCACGACACAUGUGAGUCAUGACAUGUCGAAAAACGGGGUUGUGAAAACAUAAAAGAAGAAAAUGUCAGGCUGAUACUUGGAAGCUGAGAGAGACAAGAAAUCUUCUUCCAGGAGACUGUGACUGUCUGGUAUCCAGUCUCUGUUCAUACUGAAUUCUCCUGCAGACUGUCACAUCCAAGAAACGAAGGGGAGCUGUACAAGUGUUUCCCCCAGCAUUCACUGUUCAAAGUUGCAGGCUUUUUUUUUUUUUUUUAGUGGGUAGCCCCGGUAUAUGGCAGGUGAUGAAGCUGGGAGUCAUAAGGAACGUCCCUCCUUUCUCUGAAAAAAAACUUGUCUGGUUAAAUAAUUGCUGGAAUUGUUAUCGCUCAUUGGUUUGAAAUACCUGAAUAGCAAAGAACCUCAAGAACCAAGUGCAUUGUACAUUUAUUAGCUGUAAUUCAGAAUUGUGAAUUAGGAAAAAUGCUAAUCUUACAACUGAGUAUUUUGGUAGAGAAAUGUUACAUUUUUGUAAGCGUAAAAAUAAAUAAAUGCAAUCCAUUGUAAAUGUCUUUCCAAGAAACUUUUUAUACUAAAGUUAUUGCAAAUGAUCAGGUUUAUUAUAGAUUAAAAACAAAAGCGAAAUAACAGGAAAAUAAAGACUAUUCUUUCAUUUAGACGA
This is a messenger RNA of Acanthaster planci (crown-of-thorns starfish), 5942 nucleotides long. Its product is annotated as integrin alpha-8-like. NCBI's taxonomy places the organism in Eukaryota, Metazoa, Echinodermata, Asteroidea, Valvatida, Acanthasteridae. Gene Ontology annotation, biological process: cell-matrix adhesion; cell-cell adhesion; integrin-mediated signaling pathway. The record is from RefSeq and is a predicted model, not a curated record. Gene Ontology annotation, molecular function: integrin binding. Gene Ontology annotation, cellular component: external side of plasma membrane; integrin complex.